Botrytis cinerea B05.10 is the source of this 1756-nucleotide messenger RNA. RefSeq lists its product as hypothetical. Gene Ontology annotation, biological process: S-adenosylmethionine biosynthetic process. The transcript is spliced from 3 exons. The record is from RefSeq and is a predicted model, not a curated record. Gene Ontology annotation, cellular component: cytosol. NCBI's taxonomy places the organism in Eukaryota, Fungi, Ascomycota, Leotiomycetes, Helotiales, Sclerotiniaceae. Bases 133 to 1320 code for a protein of 395 amino acids. Gene Ontology annotation, molecular function: methionine adenosyltransferase activity; ATP binding.
GACCCCUCAACCUUUUUAACCUCGUCUUCUUCUCCUCAAAACAACACUUCUCGAUAAUUUAUCUUUUUUUUCCAUCUUCCCACAAACAACUCUUUCUCCUCCUUCAUCUCCUCACAUACACCAACCGCAAUCAUGGUUCAAGCCAACGGAUCAAAUGGAGUUUCUCACCACAACCAAGGAACCUUCCUUUUCACCUCCGAGUCUGUGGGUGAGGGACAUCCAGACAAGAUCGCUGAUCAAGUCUCCGAUGCCAUUCUCGAUGCAUGCUUAGCUGAGGACCCUCUCUCCAAGGUUGCUUGUGAGACUGCUACUAAGACUGGUAUGGUUAUGGUCUUCGGUGAAAUCACCACCAAGGCACGUCUCGAUUACCAAAAGGUUAUCCGUGGAGCCAUCAAGGACAUCGGAUACGAUGACUCUUCCAAGGGUUUCGAUUACAAGACUUGCAACGUUUUGGUUGCCAUUGAAGAACAAUCCCCAGAUAUCGCUCAAGGUCUUCACUACGAGCAAGCUCUCGAGCAAUUGGGUGCUGGUGACCAAGGUAUCAUGUUCGGAUAUGCCACUGAUGAGACUCCUGAAUUAUUCCCUUUGACCCUUCAAUUGGCACACAAGCUCAACGCUGCUAUGUCCGCUGCUCGCAGAGACGGAAGCUUGCCAUGGCUCAGACCUGACACCAAGACUCAAGUUACCAUUGAGUACAAGCACGACAACGGCGCUGUUGUCCCACAAAAGGUUCACACCGUUGUUGUCAGUGCUCAACACGACGAGAACAUCACCACUGAGUCUUUGAGAAAGGAGAUCUUGGAGAAGAUUAUCAAGAAGGUUAUCCCAGCUCAAUACUUGACUGAGGAGACCAUCUACCACAUCCAACCAUCUGGACUUUUCAUCAUUGGUGGACCUCAAGGAGAUGCUGGUCUUACUGGCCGAAAGAUUAUCGUCGACACAUACGGUGGAUGGGGUGCUCACGGUGGUGGAGCUUUCUCCGGAAAGGAUUUCUCCAAGGUUGACAGAUCUGCUGCCUACGUCGCCAGAUGGAUUGCCAAGUCUUUGGUCAAUGCCAAACUUGCUAGACGUGCUCUCGUCCAACUUUCAUACGCCAUCGGUGUUGCCGAGCCACUCUCCAUCUUCGUUGACACAUAUGGUACAUCCAGCAAGACCUCUGAUGAACUCGUUGAGAUCAUCAGAGCCAACUUUGACUUGAGACCUGGUGUCAUUGUCAAGGAGCUUGAUUUGGCUAAGCCAAUCUACUUCAAGACUGCCAAGAACGGUCACUUCACCAGCCAAGAAUUCAGCUGGGAGAAGCCAAAGACCCUCAAGUUCUAAAUAAAAAUAUAAUAAACUCAAACACAACAUCAGUACAAGACUCAACGUCUUUGUACAACCAGGAUUCCCUGUAUUUCCUACGGAUAUCUAACGGCGCAAUGAUUGAUGAAAGGCAUGGUCUCAACGACCUUUGGGGCCAACAUUUGGCGGAGUUUUUUUUUUUGAUAUCAUUCUCAUUUUUUUUAUUACACCUGCUUUGAACAGCGCUUUAUUGCAUGACAAAAGCACUAUUUUCUGAGUUUCUUCUCAUUUUGUUUUUCAAGGAUAACAUACUUCAAAAGACACAGACGAAGAUAAAAAGUCUUUCAACAUAGACCGUAGAUAUGGCGGGCAAUGGAUUAUUACUCUUUUCGGGGAUGGGAAGUGUGGCAUAUAUAGCAUUCGGCGUUACGGAGAACUUCAACAUCUUCAAUAUAGUCGGAGAAUACCUUGGGCA